This is a messenger RNA of Merops nubicus (carmine bee-eater), 3086 nucleotides long. It is a transcript of the gene MADD, whose product is annotated as MAP-kinase activating death domain. The annotation marks the transcript as partial. Gene Ontology annotation, biological process: regulation of Rab protein signal transduction; regulation of apoptotic process. The record is from RefSeq and is a predicted model, not a curated record. Gene Ontology annotation, cellular component: cytosol. The transcript is spliced from 17 exons. Gene Ontology annotation, molecular function: guanyl-nucleotide exchange factor activity. Lineage: Eukaryota; Metazoa; Chordata; Aves; Coraciiformes; Meropidae.
GCAGCCGAGCAGCGACAGCGUCGCUCAGACUCCCGAGCUGCUGCGGCGUUACCCUCUGGAGGACCACGUGGACUUUCCCCUGCCCCCCGACGUGGUGUUCUUCUGCCAGCCAGAGGGAUGCCUCAGCGUGAGGCAGAGGCGCACCAGCUUCCGCGACGACACCUCCUUUGUCUUCACCCUCACCGACAAGGACACGGGCGUCACGCGCUACGGCAUCUGCCUCAACUUCUACCGCUCCUUCCAGAAGCGAGUGCCCAAGGAGAAAGGGGAAGGCCCCGGGGGCCAUCGAGCUCGGGAGGGACAGAAAACCCCCAAAUGCGGGGAUCUGCAGGCUCCCAGCACAGAGUCCCAGCCAGAGGGGGCUCGCUCGCCCUGCAGCAAGCGCCUGGGCAAAGGCGGGCGCCGCUCCCGCAACAGCACCCUCACCUCCCUCUGCAUCCUCAGCCACUACCCCUUCUUCUCCACCUUCCGCGAGUGUCUCUACACCCUCAAGAGACUUGUGGACUGCUGUAGUGAGAGGUUGUUGGGCAAGAAGUUGGGCAUUCCUCGCGGGGUGCAGAGGGAUACAAUGUGGAGGAUCUUCACAGGCUCCCUGCUGGUGGAGGAGAAGUCGAGUGCCUUGCUGCACGACCUGAGGGAGAUUGAGGCCUGGAUAUACCGGCUGCUGCGCUCGCCCAUGCCUGUCGCCGGGCAGAAGCGGGUGGACGUGGAAGUCUUGCCCCAUGAGCUGCAGCCAGCUUUGACCUUUGCUCUUCCUGAUCCAUCCCGCUUCACCUUGGUGGAUUUCCCACUACAUCUGCCUUUGGAGUUGUUGGGAGUGGAUGCCUGCCUGCAGGUGCUGACCUGCAUCCUUCUGGAGCACAAGGUUGUACUGCAGUCCCGGGAUUACAAUGCCCUCUCCAUGUCUGUGAUGGCCUUUGUGGCUAUGAUCUACCCUUUAGAGUACAUGUUCCCUGUGAUCCCUCUGCUUCCCACCUGCAUGGCCUCUGCAGAACAGUUGCUUCUAGCCCCUACACCUUACAUCAUUGGUGUUCCAGCAAGUUUCUUCCUUUACAAGCUGGAUUUUAAAAUGCCUGAUGAUGUAUGGCUUAUUGACCUGGAUACCAAUAGGGUAAUUGUUCCUACAAAUGCAGAAUCUUUGCCAGCACUCCCAGAACCAGAAGCUUCAGAGCUGAAAAAGCAUCUGAAACAGGCACUGGCCAGCAUGAGUCUGAAUACUCAGCCCAUUCUUAACCUAGAGAAGUUCCAUGAGGGGCAGGAGGUGCCACUGCUCUUGGGAAGACCACAGAACGAUUUGCAGUCUACUCCCUCUACAGAAUUCAACCCUCUGAUCUAUGGAAAUGAUGUGGACUCUGUGGAUGUGGCUACCAGGGUUGCUAUGGUGAGAUUUUUCAACUCCCCAAAUGUCCUGCAGGGUUUCCAGAUGCACACUCGCACCCUUCGCCUCUUCCCACGACCCGUGGUGGCCUUCCAGGCAAAUUCUUUUCUUGCCUCUAGGCCCAAGCAAACACCUUUUGCAGAUAAGCUUUCCAGGACUCAGGCAGUAGAAUACUUUGGAGAAUGGUCUCUCAACCCUACUAACUAUGCUUUCCAAAGAAUUCAUAACAACAUGUUUGACCCAGCACUGAUUGGGGACAAACCCAAGUGGUACGCUCACCAACUGCAGCCCAUCCACUACCGGGUCUAUGACGGCAACUCCCAGCUGGCUGAAGCUCUCAAUGUCCCAGCAGAGAAAGAAACAGAUUCUGAUCCCACUGAUGACAGUGGCAGUGACAGUGUCGACUACGACGACUCCAGUUCCUCCUACUCCUCCCUUGGGGACUUUGUCAGUGAGAUGAUGAAAUGUGACAUUAAUGGUGAUACCCCAAAUGUUGACCCCCUGACUCACGCAGCCCUUGGUGAUGCCAGUGAAGUGGAAUUUGAUGAUUUUCAAGAAUAUUCAGGGGAUCUGGAUGAACAGGCCAUGGACAGUGAAAACUCCCAAGAGAACAACCAGCCUCGUUCAAGCUCCAGUACCACGGCCAGUAGCAGCCCCAGCACUGUCAUCCAUGGAGUGAAUCAUGAGUCAGCAGAUUCAGCAGAAAUAGAGGAGAAGUUGGUUGCUGGAUUUUCAAGCCACCUCCCUCCCUUGGCACUGCAAGCAAGCUUUCCCAAGAUCAGCUUGGAUCGUCAUGACAGUGAGAGUGCAGCUGGCAGCUUGAGCUCCUCAGAAGGGGUGGGGAGGAAGCAGGAGUAUGACAAUCCCUAUUUUGAACCACAGUAUGGUUUUCCCACGGAGGAUGAAGAUGAUGAGCAGGAAGAGAGCUACACCCCAAGAUUUAACCAGAAUCUUGGGGGAAACAGGUCUCAGAAGUUACUCCGUCCAAACAGUUUAAAACUGGCCAAUGAUUCUGAUGCAGAUUCAGAUUCCAGGGCCAGCUCCCCAAAUUCUACUGUCUCCAACAACAGCAGUGAAGGUUUUGGGGGCAUCAUGUCUUUUGCAAGCAGCCUGUACAGAAACCACAGCACGAGUUUCAGUCUGUCCAACUUGGCCUUACCAACGAAAGUUGGGAGAGACAAGAGCACUCCCUUCCCCAGCCUGAAAGUAUUUGGGUUAAAUACUAUAAUGGAGAUUAUUACUGAAGCUGGCCCAGUAAGCAAUGAAGGAAACAGACGAGCGCUUGUGGAUCAAAAGUCUUCAGUCAUUAAGCACAGCCCAACAGUGAAGAGAGAAUCUCCAUCACCUCAGGGGAGAACUACCAAUUCCAGUGAGAACCAGCAGUUCCUGAAGGAGGUGGUACACAACGUUCUGGACGGGCAGGGCGUGGGCUGGCUGAACAUGAAGAGGGUGCGGCGCCUGCUGGAGAGUGAGCAGCUCCGUGUCUUUGUACUAAGCAAGCUGAAUCGCACGGUCCAGUCAGAAGAAGAUGCUCAACAUGAUGUCAUACAGGAUGUGGAGAUCAGUCGUAAGGUUUAUAAAGGCAUGCUGGACUUGCUGAAGUGUACUGUGCUGAGCCUGGAGCAGUCCUAUGCCAACGCUGGCCUGGGAGGCAUGGCCAGUGUUUUUGGCCUGCUGGAGAUAGCACAUACUCACUAUUACAACAAAG